This is a messenger RNA of Pristis pectinata (smalltooth sawfish), 1252 nucleotides long. RefSeq names its product leucine rich repeat containing 39 (gene lrrc39). The record is from RefSeq and is a predicted model, not a curated record. Gene Ontology annotation, molecular function: protein binding. NCBI's taxonomy places the organism in Eukaryota, Metazoa, Chordata, Chondrichthyes, Rhinopristiformes, Pristidae.
UUUGUGUCCUGGGUUAAAUUUAGACCGGCAUCACAUUUUCGACCUCGGCUUAUCACGUGGAGCCAUUCUAAUGAGGAGUAAGCGGUUCCCUGGGAGCUACAGCCGGCUGGCCGAGGCACGGCCUCUCACUGCACUGAGAUCCACUCGGACCAUGCGGUGACCCUCGGGAUCAACCUCAAACCAUGAAGGCGUUGGCGGUCUGUGCUGGCACGGUCGGCAGUGUCAGAGCACUUUGGGAAGGAAGGAUUCAGCAAUUAAAAGAGGACCGAGAGAGAGAGAAAGAGUGGUCCAAAAGGAAGGGGCUGAAGGGGAUAACCGUGGUGUGGCAGGACCGAAUAAACCUGGCAAGACUGAAGGAGAAGGUGAUCACUGUAGGGGGAAGAGUUGUGCUGAAGAUCGAGAACGAAGCGUGGAAGUCACUACCAAAUGCAUUGCAACAAAUGAUGUAUUUACAAGAAUGGCAGAUCCACAGAACUGGCUUGGAAACAAUUCCUCCGAUUUGUUGGAACAUUUGAUAAUCUCUUGUGUUGGAUCUAUCACGAAAUUCAGAAGAGAUUCCAAGGGAAAUAGGACAACUGACCAAACUGCGGGAGCUGUAUGUCAGCUAUAACAGACUACAGCAAAUUCCUCAAGAGCUUGCAAGCUGCAAAAGCCUGGAGAAACUGGAUCUAGCUGUAAACAGAGAUCUCUGUGAUUUACCUAAACAGCUGUCACAACUGCAGAGGCUUUGCCAUCUCGACUUGUCCAUGAAUCGGUUCACUACUGUCCCCCUGGCUGUUCUGAACAUGCCCGCGCUGGAAUGGUUGGACAUGGGCAGCAACAAACUUCAGGAGCUUCCAGAUGAUGUGGCUAGAAUGGAAAAUCUGCACACGAUUUGGCUACAGAGGAAUGAAAUCACUCACUUGCCAGAGGCCAUUAGUAAAUUGAAAAAUCUCAGCACUCUGGUUCUAACAAGCAACAAGCUGCAGAAAAUCCCAAUUUGUAUGGAAGAAAUGAUCAAUUUAAGGUUUGUGAAUCUGAGAGACAAUCCACUUCAGCUAAAGGUAACAUUACCCGAAUCUGCAAGCCCAGCAGAAGAGGAAGACCGUGAAUUGUUUGGGAUAGAGUUUAUGCAAGCCUAUAUAAAGGAAUUAAAAAACAGCAACACAAACUUGUAACUCAGCAUUGUCUGUUACAACUGAGGAUGAAAUAUCUAACUAAAGUUAUGCUGUUACAGUCACAAAGCAAAUGCUGGAUUAAAAGAACAUAAUGC